AGGAAAACCACUAGCGGGGGCCAUCCCCCACUUGGCUGCCCGCUACGGGGGUUGAGCGAUAGCAGUGAGUGUGCCCGCCUAGGCAAUGGAGGGGCCCGGCAAUAACAGACUCGGCGAGUGCCAAAAUGGCUUGCUCCAUUCAUCUCCCUCGUCCUCUCUCUUUUCGGUGUCCAAUCCGGCAGGCAUUGGGGCGAUAUCGCAGCCGGGCUGAACUCGCGUUGUAUCCCGUGGCAAGGCAGCUGCUGAUUGGGCCCGCCGUGCUGUCUUAUUGUGGGUGAGAUGCGAAAAGGGCGUCGUCGUCUGCGACUGCGACUGUGACUGUGCCUAUGACUGUGCCUGUGGCUGUGACGCAGAAUUUGUUCAACCACGUCCCCCCGAGACGUACAAACUCGCCUACCUGUACCUACUUGACUACUUGACCCGAAGUCGAUUUCCUCCCGAGUCUAUCCUCACGAAAACGGCGUACUCGGCCAAAGCCCCUCGGCAUCCAUCACGCUCUCGGCCCAGAUUAAGCCUUGGCGCCUGCGACUCAUCCGGCUCUUCCGCGCCUAGCCGCGCGCAUCGCCCAGACCGGCAUACAGACACAAAAGCGCAUUGCCGGAACACAGACGAGCAGUACACACAGCCAUGUCAAGUCUAAUGGUGCCCGAAACUCGGGUGUUGGCUGUAGCCAGCCACGUUGUUUCUGGAAAUGUGGGAAACAAGAUCGCCGUUUUUGUCAUGCAGUCCCUCGGCUGUGAGGUUGCGGCGUUGAACACAGUGCAGUUCAGUUGGUUUCUUUGCACCCUUUCCCCUCACCCUCCUUUCCUGCCGGCUAGAUGAAAAAAAAAAGGGGGGACGUCACAGAGACAAAUGUGUGCGAAACCCCCCUCCAAGCCGCGGCCGGGGGUGUUGUUUGCUGACUGCUUCUCCGGCGGGGACGGGGAGGGGAAAAUCUUUUUCCUCUUCUCGCCUGUUUCCUUGUUGCGUACCCUCCCCAUAGGUAACCACACGGGCUACAAGCAAUGGAAGGGGACGCGGGUCUCGGCCGAGGAGAUCUCGGACCUCUGGGAGGGGCUGAAGCAGUCGUACCUCGACGGGUUCGACAUGAUGCUCUCGGGCUACAUCCCCGGCGCGGCCGCCGUCGAGGCCGUGGGCCGGAUCGCGGCGGAGCUCAAGGCCAAGGCCGGUGCGGCCGGCGCGCCCGGCGGCUUCUUCUGGGUGCUGGACCCGGUCAUGGGGGACAACGGCAACCUCUACGUGGCGCAGGACGUGGUGCCGGCGUACCGGGCACUGCUCGGCCACGCGGACCUGAUCCUGCCCAACCAGUUCGAGGCCGAGGUGCUGUCCGGGGUCGGGAUCGAGGACGCGGCCUCACUCGAGCGCGCCGUUGGCGCGCUGCACGCGGGCGGCUCCUUAUCCUCCUCGGGGGUCCCGCACGUCAUCAUCACGUCCGUCUCGCUACCGCACCUGGGCCACCCGGACCGGUCCAUGUGGGUCGUCGGCUCGACCAGGACGUCGGCCGGCCGGCCCCGACUCUUCAAGAUCGUCUUCCCCGCCAUCGACUGCUACUUUAGCGGCACCGGCGACAUGUUUGCCGCCCUCAUGGUCGCGCGUAUGCGCGAGGCCGUACACCAAGCCGACGCGGCGGCGGACUCGACAGCAGCAGCAGCAGGAGCGACGACGGCGCGGCUCGGCGACCGUGCGUCCUGGGUCAGCGACGACUCGGUCGACGCACUGGACCUGCCGCUCGCCAGGGCGGCCGAGAAGGUCCUGGCCACCAUGCACGAGGUGCUGUCCAAGACGCUCGAGGGCAUGGACGCCGAGAUGGCGCGCGUCCGGGAGAGGCUGGCGGCCGAGGGCGCGGCCGCCUCGGAGGAGGAGCGGGCCAGGGACCUCCGGCUGCACCAGUCCAGGGCGGCCGAGCUGCGGCUGGUGCGGAACCUGGAGUCUCUUAGGAACCCCAGGGUGGCGGCACUGCGGGCCGAGAAGAUGUAGUGUCUCACUCUCCACCUCGCCUCGUUCUUUUUUUGUUUCUUACACAGAUACAAUGGAGUUUUGGGCUGCAUUAUAUGAAAGUUUGCGUCCUAUUUCUUCUUAUUUUUUUCGCAUGUGGUGGCCAUGAGCGCUUCUUUUGGAGGGGUGGCUUUUGAGCAGGCAUCUUUCAGUGAGCGGGCUUGCCCAUACGCAUACGAGCAUGUCCCAGCCCACUAAUAAUAGAGGUCUUUCAACAUAACUACACAAUACCUACUACCACGAUGCUUCAAGGGGAAAGAAGCAAAACAGGCCCGUAUAGCGUCCGUCGACUGUUCCUUGAUCAUAGCAUUUCCCCCUUGGAAAUGCGAGCAGAUGCCCUUGACCAUGUCAAAUUAUAGCCCAAACUCCAUCCUAGUUGGAUUCUAUCGUCGCAACAAAAGCCAUGCUAGGACCUUAGUCCAUGGUUGCCCCGAGCCCCCAAGGAGCCAGGCGAGAGCGGCAAAAAGCUCUCGCCUAUCUCAGGUGCGGCCGGUGCUGCCGAAGCCGCCGGCGCCGCGCACGCUCUCCUCGAGCUCCUGGACCUCGACGACCUCGGGGGUGUAGAUGCGCUCGACGACGAGCUGGGCGACGCGCUCGCCCUCGUCCACCUUGAAGUCGGCGUCGGCGUGGUUGAAGAGCAGCACCUUGACCUGGCCGCGGUAGUCGGCGUCGAUGACGCCCGCGCCCGUGUCGAUGAAGUGCUUGGCCGCCAGGCCGGACCGGGGGGCGAUGCGGCCGUCUUUGUCCCGACGCGCGCAAGAUGGGGCAAGAGUCAGUUACGGAACGGCGGUGGUGGUGCUAGCGGUGGUGGGUAUGUAGGGAAUUUGUCGGGAGAUGGGGGACUACUAACAGGUGCCGGCGGGCACGGCGAUGCUGAUGUCGGUGUCGACCAGGACCUUGCCGCGGG
This is a messenger RNA of Gaeumannomyces tritici R3-111a-1, 2902 nucleotides long. RefSeq names its product pyridoxal kinase. Gene Ontology annotation, cellular component: cytosol. Gene Ontology annotation, biological process: pyridoxal 5'-phosphate salvage. Bases 853 to 1977 code for a protein of 374 amino acids. The record is from RefSeq and is a predicted model, not a curated record. NCBI's taxonomy places the organism in Eukaryota, Fungi, Ascomycota, Sordariomycetes, Magnaporthales, Magnaporthaceae. Gene Ontology annotation, molecular function: pyridoxal kinase activity. The transcript is spliced from 3 exons.